This is a messenger RNA of Xenia sp. Carnegie-2017, 1775 nucleotides long. RefSeq names its product transcription initiation factor TFIID subunit 12-like. Gene Ontology annotation, biological process: RNA polymerase II preinitiation complex assembly; DNA-templated transcription initiation. Gene Ontology annotation, molecular function: DNA binding; TBP-class protein binding; protein heterodimerization activity. Gene Ontology annotation, cellular component: transcription factor TFIID complex; SLIK (SAGA-like) complex; SAGA complex. NCBI's taxonomy places the organism in Eukaryota, Metazoa, Cnidaria, Anthozoa, Malacalcyonacea, Xeniidae. The transcript has 8 exons. Bases 189 to 1445 code for a protein of 418 amino acids. The record is from RefSeq and is a predicted model, not a curated record.
CAGCUUCGGUUCAAUGUCCGCUGCAUUUCUUCAUCUUGCAAAAUUUCUUAUGUUUCCGCACAGCCUGCUGAAUACGAGAUACUUAUCAUCAAAGAGUUGUCAUAAUUGAUGUAUUUUUAUGGAUGAAAUCACUAAUUUAUUGACAAGAAAGACAAUAAAACUACUCUUUGCCAUUCUCUUCUAAGAAAAUGUCCUCAAGCAAUCCACAUCCGUCGGCAGGAAUCGCCAAAGCUCUUCAUGAUUUGCAAGGAGAGAUUCAGUCAUUUGGUUCCGGGCCUUACACUGCAGAACAACAGCAAAAGAUGAACCAAUAUAAUUUACUUUUUCAAAAAGCUACUGCAACACCAGAAUCUGCUCAGUACAUUAAAAGACCCCCGGGUUCCAGUCCACCACUCGUCAUCAUGUCAUCACCAUCAACCACGCAAGUACAAGUACAGACUUCCUCGGCAAACCAACCUGUUGUCAUGACAACAUCAAAUCUCCGAGGUGUGACAUCCGUCAUUCCACAAGGUGCAGUUCUCAUGCAACAGGCUAUUGCAACAUCAAUAGCCAAUCAAAUGACAGGAAGCAAUCAAUCUUCGCAAUCUUCACCAUCAAAGGUAACAAUAAUUGGUAACAAAGGAUCUUCAUCAUUAUCCCAGUUGUCAUUGUUAGCUCAACAUCCACAGGGCCAACCAACUACCGGUACCACACAGAUACAAAUCAAACCGAACAAUGUUGGAACAACCAUGUCAAAUCCAAACCCGACCAUUCAACGUCAAGUUUUACCUGUUCAAGCAAUACCAGCUGGUCACACCCCAGUACAAAUGGUUGCCUCUAUCUCUGGUCAUCAAACACAAGGCGGUCAUGUACUAACUGCAGUUAAUCUACCACAAGGCCAUACUCUAGGCCAGAGAACCAUCGCUCCACAGGGAAUUGCUAUACAACAACAAGGUACACCUUUGGUCAUCCAGGUUACGGCUGCACACACAGGUCAGGGAAAACCUACGUUCGUACAAGCCUCUGGGAAAAUGGUUGGAAGUGUUGUACAGCAAAGUGGAAGUAACGAUAGUCUUAAGACUCCAAUAACCGCCACUCCAAAGGUGACACAAAAUCAUGACUCAUUGAACGCUGCUGAACCUCAGAGUGUAUUAUCAAGAAAAAGACUUCAGGAUCUUUUACAAGAAAUAGAUCCAAGAGCGACUCUUGACGAAGAUGUCGAAGAUGUCUUGCUUCAAAUUGCUGAUGAUUUUAUCGAAAGUGUUGUCAGUGCCUCGUGUCAGAUAGCCAAACAUCGUCAAUCGAAUACAUUAGAGGCGCGAGAUAUUCAGAUGCACUUGGAACGGAACUGGAACAUGUGGAUACCAGGUUACGGAACGGAAGAUUUCAAGCAGUCGAAAAAACUAGGUUCAACGGAAGCACAUAAACAGAGAAUGGCUUUGAUUCGGAAAUCGAUGAAGAAGUAAAGGAAUGGUAUAUUCCAUAAAGCACAAGAGUAAAUAUGAAAGGCUGCAUGAACGAGGUCGUUCUAGUUACAUGCAUAUGUUGGAACAUGUGUACAUAAUUGUCAGAAAACUCAAAAUAUCGUAACUCAAUUUAGUGAGUAAUACACAACGGUAAAUGUGCGAGAUGUAUCAGUGUACUGGACACAUAAAAAGGAUUAUGAGUGUUUAAGACACACAAAGAAACUUUAUUGAAUUUUUCUAGUGUAAAUAUGAAUUUUAUACAACGUUUGUAUGAAGAAUAGUGUUGUAGUUUGGGUGUUAACAGUUAAUGCAAUAUAUGAAUUGAAUGGA